AUGUCAAGAGUCAUGAUUGCCUUUGGGAUACUUUUGAGCGGACUUGCCCUUUUCGCCAGUGGCGCAAGUCUCCCCACAAAUAAUGCUGUGAAGAACACCCACCCCUAUCAGGUCUCUUUCCGAGAAUGGGUCCGUCCGGACCCGCAAAACGAGUACGUUCACAUCUGCAGUGGUGCAAUUAUCCAUAAAAACUGGAUUCUCUCGGCUGCAUCGUGUUUCGAAGGUCGUGACCUCGGCUAUGUCUUCGCAGCUGUCGGCACCGACGAGGUGACCAACAAGGGUCAAACUUUCGACGUUGUCUUCGCAGUGUUCCACGACGAUUACGACAAGCCCUACAACGACAACAUCGCACUAGUUCGCGUCGCUGGGGAUAUCGAGUUCAACGACAAAGUUCGUUCCGUUGCUCUUCCUACUGAUGGACACGACGAUUAUGACAGAUUAGGAGAAAUCGUCGGAUGGUUCACUGUGAAAGCGGAUUUGUCCAUCAACAGCCAUCUUCAGAGCGUCUCUCUGCCAAUCAUCCGGAAUGAGGAGUGCGUCAAGUCUCGUGACAUUACGGAAAAACACAUCUGCGUUCAUGACGAGGAUCUUGGCGACUUCUGCCACGAAGAUAUCGGGGCUCCAUUAAUUGUUGAUAAUGUUCUUGUUGGUGUAGAGUCUUAUGUAGCACCUUGUGCUGGAGGAUUACCCGAUGUUUUCACUCGUGUUUAUAAUUAUAAACAGUGGAUUGAUAACGUUAUUAAGAAGUUCGAAUAG
Diachasma alloeum is the source of this 756-nucleotide messenger RNA. RefSeq names its product chymotrypsin-1-like. Gene Ontology annotation, biological process: proteolysis. Gene Ontology annotation, molecular function: serine-type endopeptidase activity. The record is from RefSeq and is a predicted model, not a curated record. The coding region runs from base 1 to 756 and encodes 251 amino acids. The transcript is spliced from 4 exons. NCBI's taxonomy places the organism in Eukaryota, Metazoa, Arthropoda, Insecta, Hymenoptera, Braconidae.